AUGAGUAAAGCUGGGGCUGGAUGCUGGAUGUUGGAGGGGAAAACCAUGGAGACUUCAGGAUCCUCAUCUCAGCCUCAAGACCAUAAUCAAGUCCACAGAGAAACAGAAGAUCUAGACAGUGGAGAGAUGGACUUCCAUGAGCAAGACGGAGAGGCUGGACUCUUUUCCCAAGAACAAAAUGAGAGAGACACGGCUUCCUCCUCUUCCUCCUCCUCUUCUUCCUCUUCCUCUUCCUCCUCCUCCUCCUCCUCAGUUGCCGAGCAUGCAGAGCCUGGCUUUUCAAAGGAUGAACUACAACUCUAUGGAGGUGCACCUGGAGAGAUGGUGCCUUCUGGGGAGUCAGGACUCCGGAGGAGAGGCUCUGAUCCAGCAAGUGGAGAAGUGGAGGCUGCUCCAUUAAGAAGACUGAAUAUCAAGAAAGAUGACGAGUUUUUCCACUUCGUCCUCCUCUGCUUUGCCAUUGGGGCUUUGCUAGUGUGUUAUCACUAUUACGCAGACUGGUUCAUGUCCCUCGGGGUGGGUCUGCUCACCUUCGCCUCCCUGGAGACCAUUGGCAUCUACUUUGGGCUGGUGUACCGGAUCCACAGUGUCCUGCAUGGCUUCAUCCCCCUCUUUCAGAAGUUUAGGUUGUUGGAUUGUAUUGAGGUUUCAGACCCUUGCAUUCUAAUAUGCCCAUCUGACAUAAUGGCACAGAUGAGAAGUGGUUCUCAAAAGUAUGGCCCCAGCAUCAUCAUCAUCAUCACCAUCAUCAUCAUCACCAUCUGA
Orycteropus afer afer is the source of this 765-nucleotide messenger RNA. Lineage: Eukaryota; Metazoa; Chordata; Mammalia; Tubulidentata; Orycteropodidae. The record is from RefSeq and is a predicted model, not a curated record.